AAGCAAAAGCGGGGGUUACUUCUCGGCUUUGCCCGGUUCAGGCUGACGACUGGAGAGCCUCGGUGUCUUCCACGCUAAAGGGGAACAGGAGAACCUCUUCUAUUGGACGCGUUUGAUACUUCACAUCUUUUAGACAUUUUUUCCUCAAAGGAAAGUUGAGGGGAAUGAGCGGCGGGAAAGGUUUUCUUUGAGUUGACAGAGGAGAGGGUGGCCCCCGGUGCCAACAGGGCAGAUAGUUUCUGCUCUCGCGGGGAGCUGGACGAGACAGUUAGCUUACUGCUCCUGCAUGUCGCCUCGGAUCUAAACAUCAUUGCGGCAAGAUGGACCUGAAGCUAAUCUUGAUAACUACUUUGUUGGGAAUCUUCUGUUACUGUUUUGCUCAGAAAGAGGGCAACGAGUGCAUCAACGCCAAUGCCAAACACUGUGGAGAUUGUAUCCAGGCUGGAGCCAAAUGUGGCUGGUGUAGAGACCCGAGCUUUUUGAAACAAGGCGAGGCCUUGUCAACCCGCUGUGAUGAGUUUCAGUCUCUGUUGAAGAGGGGCUGCCCUCUGGACAUGAUUGAAGACCCACAUGGAGACCACAGAGUCCUCAAGAACAAAACAGUUACCAACCGCAAAAAAGUUACAGAUUCAUCCAGACGAAAGCAGGUGAAGCCGGAGGACAUCACUCAGAUUCAGCCCCAGAAGCUGGUCCUCACCCUUCGAUCUGGGGAGCCUCAGUCAUUUAAACUGAAGUUCAAGCGAGCCGAGGAUUACCCCAUCGACCUUUAUUACCUGAUGGAUCUGUCCUUUUCCAUGGCGGACGAUCUGGAAAACGUGAAGAACUUGGGAACCAGUCUCAUGUUGGAGAUGUCAAAGAUCACAUCGGACUUCAAGAUAGGUUUUGGGUCCUUUGUGGAGAAAACCGUCAUGCCUUACAUCAGCACCACGCCGGCCAAACUGCGGAACCCGUGCACAGGCGACCAGAACUGCACCAGCCCGUUCAGCUACAAGAACGUGCUGAAGCUGACCGAAGACGGCAAGUUGUUCAACACCCUGGUGGGCCAGCAGCACAUUUCAGGAAACCUGGACUCUCCAGAAGGAGGCUUCGAUGCCAUCAUGCAGGUGGCUGUGUGUGGGGAGCAGAUUGGAUGGAGAAACGUGACUCGCCUGCUGGUCUUCUCCACCGACGCCGGCUUUCACUUUGCUGGAGAUGGUAAACUGGGGGGCAUUGUUCUGCCCAAUGAUGGAAAAUGCCACUUGGAGAACGACGUUUACACCAUGAGCCACUACUAUGACUACCCUUCCAUUGCACACCUGGUCCAGAAGCUAAGUGACAACAACAUCCAGACUAUUUUUGCAGUUACUGAGGAGUUCCAGCCCGUUUACCAGGAGCUGAAAAAUCUGAUCCCCAAGUCUGCAGUCGGUACUUUAUCAGCAAACUCCAGCAAUGUCAUCAACUUGAUUAUAGAUGCUUACAAUUCUCUGUCAUCUGAGGUUAUCCUGGAGAACAGCAAGCUUCCAGAGGGCGUGACCAUAGCGUACACGUCGCACUGCAAGAACGGAGUGGUCAGCGAGGGGGAAAACGGACGCAAAUGCUCCAACAUCUCGAUAGGAGACGAGGUCUCUUUUAAUAUCAGCAUCACAUCCAAAGGCUGCCCCAAAAAAGGCAAGCCUGAAACCAUCAAGAUCAAACCUCUGGGGUUUACUGAGGAGGUGGAGAUUACCCUCAACUUCAUUUGUGAGUGCGACUGCCACAAGGACGGAGAGAAGGACAGCCCCGUGUGCCACUUUGGGAACGGAACAUACGAGUGUGGAGCCUGCAAGUGUAACGAAGGCCGCGUGGGCAAAUGGUGCGAAUGCAGCAGCAACGACGUGGCCACGGAGGACAUGGACCGCACCUGCCGGAAGGACAACAGCACCGACAUCUGCAGCAACGUGGGCGAGUGCGUGUGCGGCACCUGCGAGUGCAAGAAGAGGGACAAUCCCAAUGAGAGGUACAGCGGCCUGUACUGCGAGUGCGACAACUUCAACUGCGACCGCUCCGGGAACCUGCUGUGCGGAGGGCACGGAACCUGCGAUUGCAGGGUGUGCAAAUGUGACCCCAUGUGGAGCGGGAGCGCCUGCGAGUGUUCUCUAGACAACCGGACGUGUAUGGCCAGCAACAAGCAGCUCUGCAACGGCAGAGGAAACUGUGAGUGCGGCGUGUGUAAAUGCACUGACCCCAAAUUCCAGGGUCCCACGUGCGAGUCCUGCCCCACCUGUCCCGGAGUCUGCACUGAGCACAAGGACUGCGUGGAAUGUCGGGCCUUCGGCACCGGCGAGUUGAAGGACAAAUGUCAGGAAAUGUGCAGCGAGUUUACCAUGGUCAAAGUGAAGGACCGAGACAAGCUGCCCCAGCCCAACGGCGGCUCCUACCCCAUCGUGCACUGCAAGGAGCGGGACGCCAACGACUGCUGGUUUUACUACACCUACGCCGUCAACAACAACACAGAGAAAGAGGUUCAUGUGGUGGAUACUCCAGAGUGCCCCACCGGUCCUGACAUCAUCCCCAUCGUGGCCGGCGUGGUGGCCGGUAUCGUCCUGAUCGGUUUGGCCCUGCUGCUCAUUUGGAAGCUGCUGAUGAUCAUCCACGACAGGAGGGAGUUCGCCAAAUUUGAAAAGGAGAAAAUGAACGCCAAGUGGGACACGCAAGAAAACCCCAUUUACAAGAGCCCAAUCAAUCAGUUCCAGAACCCAAACUACGGACGUAAAGCGCCUGUUCUUUAAGGGGAAAAUCCCAUCUACAAAAGCGCCGUGACGACUGUGGUCAAUCCCAAAUACGAGGGCAAAUGAUGGCCCGGAGGCUUUAAGUGAACUCUGAGUGCCGUGGCAUUCGACGGAGCACAUGGAAGAAAUACUUUUUUUCUUUUUGUUUUUUUGUCCCUUUGCUUUAUCAGCAUCAUAUAUCAUCCGGCCACUGCAUCAGAUACUUUAACACAUGCUCUGUACACGUUUGAUGUCUUUAUGAUGUACAGUAUUCAGUUUGUAUAUAUACUUUGAAGGUGCAUUUUUGCAGAAGUUUUUUUUUUUUUUUUUUUUUUGAACAGUGAUUUUAGGUGAAGGAUUUAGCUUUUUAGCUGUUUUUAUCGACACCUCGUGGACUGUAUGGAUGAACACCACCUGUGUGAGACUUCUUUUUUUUAUUAAUGCUGAUUUAUACUUCAUAGUGAUUUGUAAUUGCCCAGGUUUCAUUGUCACUAGGCUAUCGGUUGGGAAUCGUCCUGAUCGCUGUUGAUGAUUGUCAUCACGAUAUGGCGAGGAUGUCAUAACAAUGUAAUUACACCAUUGCAAUAUCACAAUGGCAUCAUGGUUAUAUAUAGAGUAUAUCAUCACAAUGUUGUGAAGACCAUGGUAAUAUCGUGAUGUCAUCACAAUUUUGUGAUGACAUCUUCGUUACAACAUUAUCUUAUUACAAUAUUGCCAUGAUGUCAUCACACAUUACAAUAUUGUGAUGACAUCAUGGCAAUAUUGUGAGUAUAUCAUCGUAAUAUUGUGAAGUCAUCACAAUACAUUACAAAAAAAUAUUACAUUGUCACUGCUAAUUUACUUUAUAAUGCAACUAUAACUUCAGUUAUAUUAAAUUUUAAGGUAUGAAGCAGGUGGCAAAUCAUUUCAAAUAAUGUGUUUUUAAGCAUAGGUAUUUGGUGUGUUGAGACAAAAUCCCUCCAAAAAGAUCUUGUGGAACACCUACCUAGUCUUGUCUGCACCAUUACUUAACCAGAAACUUAUUAAAAUAGAUGUAGCAAGAUGAUAGCAUCUUUGGAAAAUACCAAACCGUUGAAACGCUUGAGACAAUCGCAUCAUCAGGCUUAAAAUGUUUAAAGGUCACAAAGAAGUUUGUCGCAGACUGUCAAAAGCAAAAUUGGCCAAGAUUGGUUGCAAUUGCAGUAGAGAUCCAAUACAGUUGAUGCGAUGGCGGAUCACUAUGAAGUAUAAAUCAGACAUGAAGCUGCAACUCCUGUCAGAUCUGUCUACACCAGGGAUAGGCAGCUGGUGGCCUGCCUCCUCAUUCAACAUGGCUCUCGUACAUUUUCAGAUGAUGUUUCCUCUACUGUAGAACUCAUUCCAAACUGUAAUUACAUGGUUCGCCUGUAGAUGCCGCUCACAAACAAUCUGCGGCCGGUGGCCUUCAGCGAAGAAAGCAUCAUUAAAGUUACCUAUCCCUGGUCUACAUGUAUACAAAGCAGCUCUAGUCAGACUGUCGCUAAGUGAAGUAAGUAUGUGCUGUAAGCUAGAAUUAUUUUCACAUUAAGACUCAAUCAUGACAAAGCAAAAUGAAGCAGUAUUUCUUCUCUUAUGUUUGAUUUGAUGUACAGUUCUAUAAAUGAAUGGAGUGUAAACCACUGGUUUAAAUUAUAAAGUUGUUGCCUUUUGGAACAAUCAAAGGAUCUGUAAAGUUCUGACACUAAAGGCAACGAGAAUUGUCUCUGCAGUUUAGUUCAGCUCUCAGGUGCUUUGUCUUUUUGUGUUUUAUUUUAAACAGCAAAUAUAUUUUUUAUCUACUUUUUUUGUUAAGCUCCACAUUAUUUUUCAAUUUUUAGAUUUAAAUACAAGAAAUUUGAGUAUAUGUUGCUGUGUCACAUAAAUCUAUAUUGCCCUAGCAUGACAUAAAAAAACCAAAUUAUUCUCUUAAAUUAAAAGUCUGUGGCCACUAAUUUGUUUUUAUGCACAUAAAUUAGCAACUUGUGGCCACAAAUUAGCAUUUUGUGUGCACAAUAUGUUAUCACAUUUACACAAAAUAAUAAUUUAUGCACAUGUAAUGCUAACUUGUGUGCACAAAACUAAUUUGUCCACACAAAAAUAACCAUUUCUGGCAUACAUAUUGCUAACCUGUUUGCACAAAUGGCUAUCUUAUGUGUGCAAAAUGCUAAAUUGUGCGCUCAAAAUGGUAACUUUUGUUCCUAAAAGGCAACCUUGUGCGCACAAAAUGCUAAGUUAUAGCCACAAAAUGCUAACAUGGUUGCACAAAAUAUUAAUUUCCGUCCACAAAUUUUUCAUUUGAGGGAUCAAUUUUUUUUAUGGUCACAUCCAGGGCUCCAUAUAAAUUAGCUCCACUUUCACAAAAGGUACCUCAAGCCUUGACUGUUUGUUUCAAAGUGCCUUUUCCUUCAAUCACAUCUCCAGAUGCUGUUCCUGAGAUAUUUAUUAAACACAAAAUAAAACA
Messenger RNA from Oryzias melastigma (Indian medaka), 5184 nucleotides. RefSeq names its product integrin, beta 1a (gene itgb1a). Gene Ontology annotation, cellular component: cell surface; focal adhesion; integrin complex. The transcript has 17 exons. NCBI's taxonomy places the organism in Eukaryota, Metazoa, Chordata, Actinopteri, Beloniformes, Adrianichthyidae. The coding region runs from base 321 to 2747 and encodes 808 amino acids. The record is from RefSeq and is a predicted model, not a curated record. Gene Ontology annotation, biological process: cell-matrix adhesion; cell adhesion mediated by integrin; cell migration. Gene Ontology annotation, molecular function: collagen binding involved in cell-matrix adhesion; fibronectin binding; laminin binding.